AUGAAAGUUUACCAAAUUAUCAUAUUGUUGCUGACUGAUGUUAUCGAUUCGCGAAUCGAGCAAGUUUGGCACUUCGCCAUGAUAAAUCAAAAACUGACCGCCAAACUCUUCCCAUGCCUCGACGAAUGGAAGGUAAAGUAUACCCCGGACAAUAAUAAAAUCGUUGGUAAGGACCUCAUGGUCUUCUGGCAGCCCAGAUCACUAAUGUUGACCUGCAUGUCUGAUGACAAUAUCAUGGACGUGUUUUUUAUCGUGAUGGUUGACACUUUUCUAACUUUGAAAACGGAGGAUGUGGUUUUGUAUCCUGGUCGAGAGGUUGACGUGAGGUGUUCUGUGUCGAUAUAUUAUAGAGAAGAUAUCGCUGGUAAACUGAAAUUGAGCUUAGUCUUGUUCGACAACGAUGGCAAACUCCGAUACAAUUUGAAAUAUUUUCAGAUAGAGAAUUUCAGGACAGAUCCAACCAUUGUGACUUUGAAUACGAAGUUCAAGGUUGAGUUGGAACAUGACGGAAACAGUUUUGUCUGCUUCAUGAUCUUUGACAAAAUACCCAAAAAUGUUUUGCUCAAAAAAGGAGACUUUAUGAAAAAAAGUUUAAUUGUCAUUCAAGAUACUGUGAACAAGGACCAAGCUUUCAAGUCCGAUUACAUAUGGCUGUGGAUUUUCAUGGUUGUUCUUGGGAUGACGAUACUGGUGGCUCUAUUGGCUCUUGCCACCAUCAGAAGGCAGAACCGAGAAACUAAAACAAUAGAAACGUUGGUAAACGAAAGAAACUCGAAAAAGAAAACAAAAGCAAUGAUUAUGGAUUUGGAUUCUAAUAAUGAAAUAAGGUCGGAAGAAAUGAAACGAAAACGGGAGCUUUUGGCAAAUCUAAAGAGUGGGUCGAUUCCGCAGCAGGGCAAAUCCAAAAAACAUAAAAUAUCCGGAAAUAAGAAAAGUUCGAAAACCAUUCCUAAACAAGUGAGAGUUCACAUGCUCUACAACAAAAUUAAAUCUGAACUUGAGCAAAACGAAACUCUGACGGAUGAUCAGAUAAGAAUGUUAAAAAUUCUAGCGUACCGCGAAACUAUAAAGUCGGUCAUUGACGAUGUUCAUAGCUCGACUUCUGUUAAAUACGGAACAAAUGAAUGGAGAUGGAUGAGAGCCGACUCAAUUGGAUCUGGUAGAACGUACUACGACGCAAUAGGAGUGCCUCAAACAGGGUUCCAGCCAAGUAUCGGCCCCGAGUCAAAGAGUUCAACUCCAACUAAACCUCCAUCUAAAGCGACAUCUUCAUACGCACCCAGGUCACCAGAAACAGAAAAAGAUGAAGAGAAGGUACAAAAAAAAAAAAACAUCAAGAAAGAAAAUUUCAAAAAAGAGAGCAAACCACCAGACAGCAAGACGAUUUCACGGCCCAAUGUGCCCAACGAUGGUCCCAGCGUGCCCAAAGAUGGUCCCAACUCUCCAACUCCAGAAACGAUGGAUCGUGAGAAAUGUUAUUAUGUUGAUAAAUAUCGUUUUGUUGUAAAAAGCAAAGAGGUUAAAUUAAAACCAGAAGAAUGGAGGAAAGCUUUGGAAUCAUGUUUUGAAAAUCGUUUGAGCGUUUGUGGAAGCGCUAGUGAUAGUUGA
Molecule: messenger RNA, 1608 nt
Organism: Helobdella robusta
Lineage: Eukaryota; Metazoa; Annelida; Clitellata; Rhynchobdellida; Glossiphoniidae
Exons: 8
Coding region: 1-1608 (535 amino acids)
Source: RefSeq, a predicted model, not a curated record